Molecule: messenger RNA, 1271 nt
Organism: Populus euphratica (Euphrates poplar)
Lineage: Eukaryota; Viridiplantae; Streptophyta; Magnoliopsida; Malpighiales; Salicaceae
Exons: 5
Coding region: 59-1189 (376 amino acids)
Molecular function (GO): kinase activity; ATP binding
Source: RefSeq, a predicted model, not a curated record
UCUCUUUUAUGAAGGGCCAGAGGUGCCGUGGUUUUUUAUUUAUACCGCACCAAACUUCAUGGUUUCAGGAAUCGAAUGGAUACUUUAUAUUAUCGUCAUGGCUAUAAUUUUUGUGGGUUUUGGCAGAAAACAAAGAUUUGAGAGGGUGACCAAGAACUUGAAGGUUACAAGGGCAUUUUCUACUCUAGUUGAGGAAUUGAAAGCAAUCGGCCAGGGGGAAUCACAUUGUACGGAGGUCAUGGCGCCGGUGGCACUGAGUGAGAGAAGUCCGGUGCUGCUACUUAUGGGUGGUGGAAUGGGGGCUGGCAAGAGCACUGUCACGAAAGAUAUUCUCAAAGAACCGUUCUGGUCAGGAGCAAAGGCAAAGGCGGUUGUGGUAGAGGCUGAUGCAUUCAAAGAGUCGGAUGUCAUCUACAGAGCCAUUAGCUCCAUGGGCCAUCACGAUGACAUGCUUCAAACUGCUGAACUGGUGCACCAAUCAUCAACCGAUGCUGCAUCAUCACUCCUGGUAACUGCACUGAAUGAAGGACGGGAUGUAAUCAUGGAUGGCACCCUUUCAUGGGAGCCUUUCGUGGAGCAAACAAUUGCCAUGGCUCGUAAUGUGCACACAUGUCGUUACCGAAUGGGACCAGGGUAUCAGGUUGCUGAGGAUGGGACCGUUGAUGAAAAUUACUGGGAAAUGGUAGGGCAAGAGGAAGAAGACCAGCGAUUAAACAACGAGAAAGGAGAAUUAACUGGCAGGAAACCAUACAGAAUAGAGCUGGUUGGAGUUGUCUGUGACCCUUAUCUAGCUGUUGUUAGAAGCAUCAGGAGAGCCAUAACGACAAGAAGGGCAGUGAGGGUGAAUUCCCAGUUGAAGUCCCACAAGAGAUUCGCCAGCGCAUUUGAAAGAUACUGCCAACUUGUUGAUAAUGCCAGGCUUUAUUGCACCAAUUCAGUGGGAGCACCGCCUAGUCUGAUAGCAUGGAAAGAUGGGGACAACAAGCUCCUGAUUGAUCCAGAGGGGUACAAAUGCCUGACAAAUGUAAGCAAUUUGAGGGCUGAUUCAGAAUCCAUCUACGAGCUUUACCCAGACCCAAGCCCCAUUUUCGAGUCGGGCUCUGUUUGGAAAGACAUCGUCAUGGAUCCUUCCAGGCCCACUGUUCAAUCGGAGCUCAGAACCUCUAUUCUAAACAUCGAAAAAUCAUGAUUGUGCUUUCUGCCUAAUGGAGAUGCUACGCUAUUAACCUUGCAUUAUUUUACUCUUUUCGUGAAAUUUAACCUGUGUUUAU